AUGACGAUAGCAAACAUUGAUUCCAUAUCUCAGCAACAAUCACCGCCGCUAUAUUCAGAACGCGACGAUAAUAUCAACAAUAAUUCAUUCGUCGUCAUCCCACCAGUUGCCGUAAUUCAUAUCUCUGAUUCGCAUGAACAUUCACCUGCAAAUUCAAUUAUUACCUCUGAAUAUCCACCUUCCUAUUCUGCCGUUUUUAAAGAUUCACCUCCAAACUAUUCUGCCACGAAUUCAACGAUUGAUCCAUCCUUGAUUAUAGAACCGUUUCAACAACAACGGUGGUCAAAGAUCAAACGAAUUUACGUAUGCGGCUUUCUCUUUUGGCCCUUUUGGAUUGUUGGUUCUUUCUAUAUAUUUUCAAGUAAUUUGGAUGAUAGGAGUUGGGCGAGAAAAUGUUUAUUCAACUCCAUUAUUUUUUCCUCGAUGUUUUCUUAUGUAAUUGUAACUGUGGUUAAAAUGAAUAGUGAAUAA
Acaulospora morrowiae is the source of this 471-nucleotide messenger RNA. NCBI's taxonomy places the organism in Eukaryota, Fungi, Glomeromycota, Glomeromycetes, Diversisporales, Acaulosporaceae. The record is from the annotation of a GenBank genome assembly.